This is a messenger RNA of Rhipicephalus sanguineus (brown dog tick), 3033 nucleotides long. RefSeq lists its product as uncharacterized. Gene Ontology annotation, cellular component: plasma membrane. The transcript is spliced from 11 exons. Lineage: Eukaryota; Metazoa; Arthropoda; Arachnida; Ixodida; Ixodidae. Gene Ontology annotation, biological process: protein processing. The record is from RefSeq and is a predicted model, not a curated record. Gene Ontology annotation, molecular function: metalloendopeptidase activity. The coding region runs from base 35 to 2470 and encodes 811 amino acids.
UCAGGGAAGUGAAAAAGAACGCCAGUCGACGGCCAUGUUGACGAACCAGGAAGGACUCGUGAACCGGACGUCUUCGACUGUCGCGAGGUCGACGGCGGCGAACAGGGAAGACGAACAGCCACAAGUCGCCUUGCAGGGCUCCUGUAGCGGUGCGAGUGCCGGGAGCCCGCAAGUGGUCCAGCGGGACCUGUUCAGGAUGCUGGGUCGAACCAGGAGCUGCAUCCUCGUCGGCGUCCUCGUAAUCGCGGGCAUCUGCGCCGCCGGCCUGGUCGUGUACGUCACGCAGCGGGUCAUCUACGCCCGCAUACAAGAGCACCAGCGCGUGCGCCAGUACCUGCGCGACGUGCUGGGAGAGACCGGCGCCGGGAGCUACCCGGGUGCCCCGUUCCCACGGCAGGCUUUCAUCUUUGCCUGUCAGACCGAGCACUGCACCAAGGAGGGCAAACAUCUUCGCCGAAACGUCGCCUGGAGCCUUGAUCCCUGCAGGGACUUCCACGAGUACGCAUGCAGCGGCGACGCGAGGCGUCCGUCCCUCCGGGAAGACGCACUGAACCACUUUCUGACCGAGGUGCGCACGGUCCUCGGCAAGUGGGGCCAGUACCGCUGGACGAGAAGGCCACCCGUGCAUGCAAAGGUGAGCUGCAGCAGUGGGCCGCCGCUCUGCGUAGCUCAGACCUCGGCAUCCAAAUGUGGGCAGUCCAAGACCGCUUCCCGGUUCUUCCGCGCGUGCGACGGCUCCAAGCACAGCCGGGAGACCAUGGAACACGACCUCACGCAGUACCUUCGCGGCGUCGACAGGGACCACAGGUUGCCGGAGGCCUGGGCUGCCGAGGUCUCUCGCACGUUACAGCUUUUUCCCGUGUUCGAAGUGAGCGUCGCCCAGGUAUCGGACGCGCCGUGCGUCGUGCUCAAGGAGCCCGACCGGUUGGACGGGGACGCGGUGCUCGGCAUGCCCACCAUCGUCUCGCGGAAGCAUCGUGAACUGAUUGCGAAGAUGAUGAAGGGCGACGCCAAGUCCCUGGACAGUGCCCUCCAGUUUGCCUGGUCUCUGCGGUCCUUCGGCGGUCCUCCUGACGACUCCCUCGCCCCCCUGAGCAACUUCUCACAGACCACGGUCAGUGCGUUGGCGGCCGAGUUGAAAGGAGAGUGGCGUUGGGACCGUUUUCUGGAGGCAUUUCUUCUCGGUCAUGUGGACAUGAGUGACAAAACAUGCGUCAUCGUGAGGUCCCCUUCGUACAUGAAGCACGUGGCAGAGGUGACAAAGGAGGUGAAGGCCGAGGUGGUGCGGGCCUACUUCAGCUACUCCCUGCACCUGCACCUGUGGCCCUUCUGGAGGCUCCUCGAUGGGGACAAGGAGCAGCACGAGCAGGCGUGCGCGAUGCUCACGUACCGGCUCUUCAACUUCGGCUUCGUCCAACACUUCAACGACACGGCGCGCAUGGGCGUGGUCGCCAAGGCUGGUCUCAAGGAAGCCGUCGUGCGCAAUUCGUACCGCAUGGCUAUGCUCCAGUCUGGGGACAUACCUAAGGACGUGAGGGAACAAGUACUAGAUGGCAUCGCCGAUGCUGACAAGUCCUACUUCAACCACAUGGAUGACGUCGACGCCUACUACGAGCCAGCGCAGUCUGUGUCCGUGGACUGGCGACACAUCCUGACUACCUACCUGGAGAUCCGGCACAGUCUGGUCCCUCACUGGCUGAAGCACGUGGUCGGAUCGGGAGGUCGAGUGUUCGACACCAACCUGGACCUGGCGUGCCGGUUCAACCCGGACACGAAGACCCUGGGCAUUCCAAUGUCCAUCGCAGACGUGGACGUGGGCGGCCGGGAGUUCUUCCUGGACAUCCCCACGGUUGGCCUGCUCAUGGCUCGCUCCCUCUACAAGAUAUUCCAGGCAUGUGCGAGUCGCGCCGCUGUGGUUCUGUCCAAAGGCACCAUGUGGCUGUCUCACAUUGCGAGUGCAGCGCUUGAACGACUCGUCCUCAUCGGGAAUGCGUUUAUACCACCGCGUCCGCAGGAGCACCUCAUGUGGUCUGGGGAACUGCGAAAGCUGCGCGUGUGCCUGCAGCGUGCCUACGGCAACAUUACCGCGGCCGAAGGGCGGAGCGUCGACGGGCUUCGCUGCCUGCGCACCAGCGUCAUGGACCACGUGGUACUCAGGGCCGUGCACAAGGCAUUCAAGACGGCCGUGGUGACGUUCUCGCCGCAAAAGGAGCGUGGACACCAUAUGCGCGACGUGACCCUCCACUUCCCCGAGGUGCCCAACGCCAGCUCCGAGCAGCUCUUCUUCCUCAUGUACGCUCAGUCCUUCUGCGAGCCACACGAGGACGUCGCCGACGUGCUCCAGAGGGCGUCGUGGGCGCCCAUCAAGUUCCGACUCAACCGACAGCUGGCGGACUUCGGGUCGUUCGCCGACGCGUUUCGCUGCGCCCCCGGCACACCCAUGCACCCGAAACAGAGAUGCAGCGCGUGACCCUCGCCGUACUCGCGGCCUAUCAGUGUUUUUUUGUUUCUUUUCGUGACUAUUUCUUUUUCUCGGACUUUCGUUCAAGGGCCCGCAUUAAAGAAGCGAGUUGCUGUUGCGGCAAGCAUUAUAUGCGUGGACUCUUCAGAUUUUAGAACUACUGAUAGUUUAGCUAUGUGGCGUUUCGCCUCCAUCGAAAAUGCGACCGCCGCGGCCGGGAUUCAAUCGAUCCCGCGACCUUCGGGUCAGUAGUCGAACACCAUAACCACUAGACCACCUUGUCGGGUGGGGGAAUUCAUUUAUUCCUAAAUACAUAUUUUCAGAAAAAUGCAAUAUUUUUCAGGGACUUCAGGGAUUCAUCACAGCAAACGGUUAAGCAGUCCGCCGCAGUGAUUUAGUUGUUACGGUGCUCAGCUGCUGGCCCGAAAGUCGCGGGUUCGAUCCCGGCAGCAGCGGUCGCAUUUCGAUGGAGGCGAAAUGCUAGAGGACGUGUACUGUGCGAUGUCAGUGCACGUUAAAGAACACCAGAUGGUCAUGAUCAUAUCAAACCCCAGAUACUAUUAUUAAUUAAG